This is a messenger RNA of Trametes versicolor FP-101664 SS1, 1490 nucleotides long. Its product is annotated as tRNA splicing endonuclease subunit SEN54. Gene Ontology annotation, cellular component: tRNA-intron endonuclease complex. The transcript is spliced from 6 exons. The coding region runs from base 99 to 1490 and encodes 463 amino acids. NCBI's taxonomy places the organism in Eukaryota, Fungi, Basidiomycota, Agaricomycetes, Polyporales, Polyporaceae. The record is from RefSeq and is a predicted model, not a curated record. Gene Ontology annotation, biological process: tRNA-type intron splice site recognition and cleavage.
CCCUCGCCCACUUCGGCCGAACGCGCUCCUUGGCUUCUCUCUGCACCUCCGAUACACUGCUAUUCUCUUCUGAUCGCGCAGCAGAUAGGGAGCAUACGAUGGAUGAUACGAUGGAAAUGCCAACCGCGGCGCCCAAGCCUGACGUGCCGCAGGAAACCGAGGAGGAAGAGAAUUCUUCAGGAGACGAGGACCAGGGCCCUGACUGGACAAAGAUCCCCGGCCUCCCGGCGGCGCGGCCAGUCAUACCGAAGAGAGGAGAAAAAGACUUCGAGCCUACCGCGCAAGGUGGCUCUGGGCUGCAGAAGCAUGUCCUCGAUCGCUCGCGCUCGGCGAUGCUGGACGCUUUAAAGGGCACCCGCACAAUCGCGCACAAAUCCGUGAGCCAUGGCAUCUGGUACCCGGGCCUCGCGAGGGCGCACGUCACUGUAGCACGGGGGAUUCACUUCUCCACGAUGGGACAUUCGGUCGCGCGGCCGUCUACAAGCUCUGAGGACGCGAGGAAGGUGCAGAAACGCCUUGAACUUCUUCCGGAAGAGGCGCUAUAUCUGGUGGAGAGAGGCGCGAUGUUUUGCUGGAAGCCGACGGACUUGCCUCUACGACCAACUGCGCACCUGGACGACAUGGAGGGAGUACCCAUGUCCGCCCAACAGGCCUACGCCGAAAUGAUCGGCAGCUGCGACCUCACGUCCGAGAAGUACCAGGUCUAUGCGUAUCUCAGACGACUGGGAUACGUUGUGACACGAGCGAAACCACCGACCUCAGAUUAUCCCGUUCCGCCUCCCCAUUCACCCACUGCCCGUACGCCAGCUUCUAUUUUUGGAAGGCUGUAUAACGCGGUUGCCUCCUUGCUUGCACGCAUGACUCGGGUGUUCGCUGGCAGUUUGGACUGGUGGCAGCCCCUUCGCCCCAAUGGCUGGUUACACCAUCAUAUAAACAACACAUCACUGUUCAAGUCCCUCCGAUUUCUCCCCUCGGGACAUAGCGCCCCGCUACACAUCCAGCAAACGCCUGAGACGCCUCCAUCGCCCUACCAGGUUUUCUACCAUCUCUAUAAACCCUCCACGCCGUUCAAGAAGACAGCGCCUCCACCACCAGAUUUCUCCGUUGUUGUCGUCAAUGCCCGAGCCUCGCCGAUGCCAACUAUAUCCGAGCUCACAGCCUUGUUCGGUGAACUCCCCGUGCUACCGCCCCCCGCGCCACGAAAACGAGUCUCCUUUGCACAGCAGAAGGCGGCCGCUGCAUCUUCAAAAGCGCCGACAAAUCCCUCGUCAAAAACUCCGCCUGCUCCGGAGCCGUCAGUCGCGCGAAGAGCAAUAGCUUGGGUAUGGCCUUGGUCGACGACAAAAGCGGCACCCCCUGCGCGCCCGCCGAACCCGUUUCCGUCCUUGAAGAUGGGCAACAAGACGGUGGUCAUCGCGGCGGUGGACGCAGGCACGAUCAGCUUCUUCAGGUUUGGACAAGGCGUGUUCACCGAGUGGCCGAUGGUAUGA